CCGUCUGUUACUGUUACACACGUAUCGGAACUGUUCUGAUUCUUUGGCCCAUGUCGACUAGUGUGUGAUUCCAGCAAUCUCCACCAUGCUUUCACAAUCCAAACUUUCCACCUUUCUCUAAAAGGACCUACGCGUUUUGCACUCUGCAAAACCAAGGGGCUAAGAAAUCUGUGUUGUGUUGUUUUUCAUGGCGAACAAGGUGGUGGUUCCUCGUGAAGCUCACCCUUAUGCUUUUCAUGUCUCUGGUCCUCGCAACUUAGCUGCUCUCAAUUGGAGAGACCUUCUUAGUUCAAGUUGGAAGGAUGCAAAUUAUAAGCGAACUGUCAUUGCCUGCUUUAUACAGGCAGUUUACUUGCUUGAACUUGAUAGACAAGAGAAAAGUACACGUGAAAACGCUCUAGCUCCAAAUUGGUGGAUUCCAUUCAAGUUUAGGCUUAGGGAAACCCUGAUUGAUGAAAGGGAUGGAUCCAUUUUUGGCGCGGUAUUUGAAUGGGAUUGGUCUGCAGCACUCGCAGACAUAAUACUAGUUAGGCCAAGUGGCGCCCCUAGAGCUAUUUUAGCACUCAGAGGAACACUACUCAAAAGCCCGACAAUGCGGAGAGAUAUCGAAGAUGACCUCCGUUUCGUUGCUUGGGAAAGCCUUAAAGGUUCUGUUAGGUUUAAAACAGUUUUGGAUGUGCUAAAAUCAAUGUGUGACACAUAUGGAAGCAACAAUGUAUGUAUUGCAGGGCAUUCCUUAGGGGCCGGUUUUGCUCUCCAAGUGGGAAAAGCACUAGCAAAAGAAGGGAUUUAUGUGGAGGCACAUUUGUUUAAUCCACCAUCAGUAUCACUAUCCAUGAGUCUCAGAAACAUUGGAGAAAAGGCAGAGUUUGUGUGGAACAGACUUAAAUCUAUGCUUCCUUUAAGUAGUGAUGCGAAUGCACAAGUAAAAAAUGAUGGAGACAAGGCCUCGGGCGCAGGAUUAACGAGUUGGAUGCCUAGAUUAUCUGGUUCUGGUUUGAAGGAUGCUGGUUUUGGGGUGGCAAAAUGGGUUCCUCAUUUGUACAUUAACAACAGUGACUAUAUCUGUUGCUAUUACACUGAUCAUGAUGGCGCUGCAGAGAAGAUGGUUGACAAGGAGAGUAAGGGUGUUACAAAUAGUCAAAUUGCAGCAAAGUUGUUUGUUGUGUCCAAGGAAAAACAAGCAUUUCUUAAGGCUCAUGGUCUUGAACAAUGGUGGUCAAGUGAUGCAGAACUUCAGCAGGUUAUUCAUAAUAGCAAACUCAUAAGCAGGCAACUUAGAUCUUUAUACACUGCUACUCCUUCUACCCAAGUAACAUUGGGAAAGCCAGUCCAACGGAAAAGUUCAUUACUGUAGGAAUUGCAGCUGUCAUGCAAAUGAGUACUGAGUUCUCAGUACUACCAGAGUUUCUCAGUAACUGAAAAUUUUCUCGGGUGUAAGAAUGCAUUGGCUUUACUAUCAUACAUUGAAAACUCAAUUGUUACUCAAUUGUUUUCAAUCUUAAAAUUACAGCAUGUUUGGUUGUAUUCAAGCCUUUGUAACUGGUUCUCUUGCAUAUUUUCUUUACCUUAAAACAAAUUGUAUCAUUUUAGUCUGUGCUUUUGAUACCUUAAUCCAAAUUUGUGAUACCACCAGGGGUGGGUUUGUAAGCAGAUACUAAUCGAUUUAUAGAGCAACACACUUUUUUAAGGACA
Lotus japonicus is the source of this 1695-nucleotide messenger RNA. Its product is annotated as GDSL esterase/lipase At4g10955-like. Bases 188 to 1357 code for a protein of 389 amino acids. The record is from RefSeq and is a predicted model, not a curated record. The transcript is spliced from 2 exons. Lineage: Eukaryota; Viridiplantae; Streptophyta; Magnoliopsida; Fabales; Fabaceae.